Messenger RNA from Porites lobata, 3413 nucleotides. The record is from the annotation of a GenBank genome assembly. NCBI's taxonomy places the organism in Eukaryota, Metazoa, Cnidaria, Anthozoa, Scleractinia, Poritidae.
AUGGUCCAAGACUAUAACAAAGGUGGUCUACGUGUUCCAAGCAUAGAGACCAUGGCCAAAUCACUUAAACUGGCAUGGAUAUCCAGGUUCUUACAAAGUAUACCUGCGCAUGACGACGAAUCAUGGAAGGUCAUUCCCAACCACUUUUUCGAUAAAUACGGUGGCUUGAACUUCCUGCUACGUUGUAAUUAUGACAAGAACUUUCUUUAUAAAAUGUGUCUCCCUUACGUCUAUAAGUUGAUAUUACUACAUUUCUUAGAACUUGAAAUUUCUUAUAAUACGCAGUUUUGCCGGUUUGUAUUAUUCAACAAUAAAGAUAUUUUACAGUCAAACCAGGUCAAGCGUUCCCGUCGCUAACAAACUAAUGAAUUCAUUAAUGGAAAAAUGAUUUCGUUUGUUGAUUCAAUAAUCCAUUCAUAAAAUGAAUAAUCCAACGGUCAAAUUGUACCUCGAUUCAAUAAUCAAAUGUUGAUUUGGUUUAUGAACAAAAUCUACCUGUUCUUUAUUCUUGUCUGUUGUGUUCAAUCGUAUUUGCUUCCCUUUUCCUGCCGUUUACGAUUGCGUUUUUCAUUGCCUUUAAUCAAAAUAACAGCUAGAAUAGACAGACCGCAAACGCAAAGAAACUGACAAAGGCCGAGGAUCGAAAUCCACCAAUCACCGCACAUACACUGACCUCAGUUUGACCGUCGUGUUUUCUAAGAGGUCAGGCCUAGGUCUGUUGCACUGAUUAUUGGCAGCAAACUGGCGUACAUGUAACAGUUUGUUUGGGUUUGAACUUCAGAACUCGCCAGCACUCGACUCUCAGAAAAAAAAAAAGAGGAAAAAACAAAAUUCUGAGGUUAACUUGUGGAGAGUGUAAUUUUUCAAAAAACAGUAAUCGAAUCAACAUUCGAUUAUGGAAUCGAGGCUAAAUAUGACUAUUGGAUUAUUCAUUUUAUGAAUGGAUUAUUGAAUCAACAAACGAAAUCAUUUUUCCGUGAAUGAAUUCAUUAGUUCGUUAGCGACGGGAACGCUUGACCUGGUUUGACUGUAAUUGGCGGCCGUUCAUUCUUUUAUAGAAGUUGGAUGAAUAAAAAUGUCUUUCUUGUUCAAGAUCUCUUAGGCGAUGAUGGUAAGGUACUUUCUUACUCAAAGGGGGGAAUUUCAUAUAUCCCAUGAUGCAUCGCUUCAUACUAUAUUAUCAAGCUUCCGAACGCACCUGAUGCUAUCAGUUCAACAGGGACGCGACAGUUGAACAGCAGUGGAAAGCGACUUGUUCUGCCGAUAAAACUUUCUGUACCUUUGCUGUGUCGAUCAAUUUACGAUUUUCGUUUUACUAUUCCAAAUAUAUCUAUUGUUAAGUCAAAGAGAGUGUUUUGCCCGCCGAUUAUGAGUUAACUAGACUUACGAUAGCAACACAGUCCCCACAAACGUUCUUAGAAGCUAGCGAGGAAGGUCUUUGCUUCAGUACGUCCUGUUUUAACGUGCGUUGACAAAGCUCUCCAUGAAUUAACAAGCGAUUUCCACGACUUGUCUUGAAAUAAAUACACAUUCUAGGUGUGAGAUUUCUCUUCGUUGCUUGUUUGUGAUCGGGGUGUUCAUAUUGCCAGUUCAAUAAUUCAUCGAUGUAGUACAUCAACCGUACAGUGACUGCACACGCUUUUACUUUAACAAGCUCGGCUUAUGUAGUCGAAAACACCGAGACCGCUUAAGUGCAAAGUGACGUCUAUCGGAGAUAAAAUUCAAAGGAGGGAAAUAGCUCCAACAAACAAUAAAAAUAACAAAGACAUCUCCAUAUUUUUCGUAACACAACACGAGCUAAGCAUCAUUGUCAAACAUAAACAGAAAAAAGCUUUAUUAAGAAAUGGCACAAUACAUAUACAAAAACACCCACUUCUUCACUACAAUGGAUCCUAAAAGAAUUAUCAAAAUGUCUUAAAAGGUUUUAUACGCCGGUUGAGGUCCUACGGCGUGCUAUUCCAUGACAUUUGCCGCCCUGUAUAUUUCAAGUUCUCCACGCGCGGUUGCGACCGGAAGCCACCAUGAGAAACCAAUUUACCUAAAAUAAUGAGACAAAAAAGCUUCAAUAUCUAUAAACUAUUGAAUUUAAACAUUCAUCAUACCCUCAAGAGAUAAUAUUUGUGUUUUGAUCAACGAAAAAAGAGCGAAUUCAAGAAAAAAAUGUCCCAUCUUCGCAGGACUUAGCAUAAAGAAAUUGAAACCUUCGUCUUGCAGAAAGGGCAGAAAAUGGAUAUUUUAAGAAGAUCAAACCCUUAAAAAUCGCGAGUUCGAAGGAGGUUGGAGCGUGGAACUAGUAUCAAGCAUCCCUUGUCCGCCGGUUCAAAUAAUUUAUUAGGACAAAACCUUGCUAGAAUAAAGACAGUUUUCGAUAAUUGAAAGUCAUCUAAAUAGAUAUUCACUUGCGACUUAAAACAGCAUGGCUUAACGUGGUCGUAAAAGAGAGCAAUAAUCCGUGAAAUGACCAUGGGACCAUUUUACAUUAUUAAUAAGAUACCAAAGAUUAACAGGGCUCAUUAAAACUUACCUUGGGUGAGCUGCAUCUUGAAAUUCAGGUCGUUGAAAAUCUCCCUCGAAACCCUCGAACCCUCUUUCCACCGCGGAGAGAAGACACAAAUUUGCCGCGAAGCAUCAUGGGAUAUAUGAAAUUCCCCCCUUUUUCUUACUCGGAAUUUUCUAGGAAAUUUCAACUGAACGGUAAUUUCUUACAAUACAUGCAAGUUGUUUCUGCGAUUCCUAAGGAUCUGAUGGAUGACGCACGGAGAUGCCACCUUGAUAAAACUAGUAUUUUGUCCGAAAGCUCCUUCCAGCUCUCAGCGGACCUUUCAUUAGAUUUACUUAAAAUGAAAAAUAGAAAUUACUACUGGCUCUUGAUUGGUAAAGAUCAACUUGAAAUUAACGCUAACAUGAAAUGGGAAAGAGACCUCCUACCUGAAACAAUACUUGCAAGACAUCAUUUCUCCCGUGUGAAAAAUAUUUGCAGAGACAACAAACUAAGAGAAUUCUACUUUAAACUCUUACACAGAAUUGUCGUCACAAAAGGAGAACUGUUCAUGUAUGGUAUUGCAGAAAAUGCGCUUUGUCCUUACUGCAGACAAAAUGAUUCAAUAAUUCAUACUUUUUGUAACUGCCACUGGACCAAGUGGUUUUUUUCAGAAGUAAUCAAAUGGUUCAACGUCGAAAAUGCCACCUCCUUUGCGCCAUCCUCAAGUGAAUUAAUUUUUGGUCUUAAUAAUGACAUAAAGAAUCAAAGCUCUUCGGCAAUUGUCAAAAAGCUCGAUUUUACUCUUUUGUUUGCUAAAUAUUACUUGUACAUAAAUAAGUUAGCUCCUAAAGAUUUAUCUUUGGAUGAAUUUAAGGCUAAAAUCAGUUGGAGAUGCGAUUUCGAAAAACCCCCACCUUCAACUAGUUUGUGA